Molecule: messenger RNA, 2406 nt
Organism: Paramecium sonneborni
Lineage: Eukaryota; Ciliophora; Oligohymenophorea; Peniculida; Parameciidae
Source: the annotation of a GenBank genome assembly
AUGUCUUCUAAUAUUUUUUAGAAUAUUUGUCAAAUUCACAAUAGCAAAGUAAUUGCUAUUAAAUUGUCUCCCAGUAAGUAAUUAGAUGAUAAUCUUAUGUGUGUAUAUUGCUUUACAGAAAAUGCUCAACAAUCUCUUGCGCCAAUAAAUGAAAUCUAAAAAUUGUAUGAAACAAAACUUGCAUUCAUAAAAUAAAUUCAUACUAAAAAGCACUAAUUAAUUAAUUCAUCAUUGAAUAUAAUUAUAGAUACAUUGAGUUAAUUGAAAAAUGAUCUAAAUAUUUCAAUAGAUAAAGGAAUUCGGUUGAUUUAAAAUCAAUUAUAUUUAGAAAAUUAAAAUUAAAAGGAAUAGUAAAUUAGUCCUGAAGAUAAUGAGAAGACCUUAAACGAUUAUAUUCAGUUUAUAAUUAAUUCUGAGUUCAGUUACGGUUAAUAGCAAUAAAAUGAAGAUGAAUUUGCUUGGAUUUAAUCCUUCUCUCAAGAAUUAAAGAGAUUCAAUAAGAUUUAAGAAAUUUAGUAUUGCUUAUAAAUAUCAGAAGAUCUUAAAAAAUAGUAUUUAAUUAAAGAUAAAAAUAUAAAGCCUCAAAAUUUAAUUAAUUAAUAGCUAUAAACAAUAACUUGUAAUGAAAGAACUCCAAAGCUAAAUUUAAAUUGUUAAAUCCACGGAAAAGAAAUAAUUAUGUUUGAUAUCAAUUAAACAACUGAUAAGGAUAAACGCUUAUGUUGUGUAGAAUGUAUGCCGUUUCAAUAUAUAUCUUUAAAUAAAGCAUAGGAAAAAUGGAAAUAAUUUGAAAAUAGAAAAAGUAAUUAUUUUUAAUAAUAAAUUCUUGAUAAAGAAUAAUAUUAUGAAUCGGUCAAGGAAUAAAUUAUUAAAAUUGAAUACUAAAUUAUUGAGUAAAUUAAAAAUUUAAGGAUUAGUUUUGAAGAUAAUCUAUUCUUAAUGAAAUCAAAAAUUGGUUCAAUUCUCAAUUAAAUGAAUUAAGACUUUUAAAAUCUCACUUAGUAAGAAUUAUAAGAAAGAGCUUAAAUUUUAAGUAAAUCAGAUGAAAUUUAAGAUAUAUUAUUUUUUUCAGAAUACUAAGAUAUUUAAGACUUUAUACUUUAAUAAUUGAAGGAAUAACUCCAGUAAUUACAGUUUUACGAAUAAAAUUUAUAUGAUAAUUUAAGAUCUACUUUAUGUAACUCAUAAGAAAUAAGUAAAGCUACAAGUUAAUCAGAUUAAAAUAAUCUACAAUAUUUUAUAAUUGAAAAUAGAGAAAAAUCAAAUAGUAAUUAAAUGGAAUAAUUUACAUAAAGAUCUUAAGAAUCUCAAGAAUUGAAUAAUAAUACAUAAUAUGCAUUAUAAAUGAUAAAUGAGAAUCGUUAAACUAGAAGUGCUUCAGCUUAAGUGAAAUCAAAGGUUUAAGAAAACGAUUAUUAAGUAAUAGAAGAAAAUCAAAUUAAAAUAGAAUAAGAAGAAUAAAUUUAUGAAAUAAUUGAAAAAGUUCCAUAAGAUUAAAGUUGUAAUGCUAUAUCAUUUAAUCAUGAUAAUCAAAUUAUGAUUAGUGGUUGUUAAAAUGAUAUAACUGUUUGGGAAUUUAAUAAUGGAAAAAUGGUUUAAAAAUAAAAAUUAGCAGGACAUACAAAUUUAGUUAUAUCGUUAUAUUUCAGUUUAAAUAAAAAUGAAUUCAUAUCAGGGAGUACUGACAAAUCAAUCAGAUAUUGGUAAUUUCUUGAGAAUGAGUGGAAAUGUAAUUAAAUAUUAUUAGGGCAUAAAAGAUAAAUUGAUUGUUUAUUAUUUGAUAAUAAAGGUAAUUAGAUUUUAUCAUGCAGUUGUGAUAAAUCAAUAAGAAUAUGGAGAAAAAACCAAUAAUUUAAAUGGAUAUAAGUUUAAGUGUUGACUAAUCAUUAAGCUUAUGUAAGAUGUAUUAGUUUCUGCAAGUCUUAAGAUAUGUUUGUAUCAUGUGGAGAAGAUAAAAUUAUUAUUGUUUGGGAAAUCGAUUAAUUCAAAGAAUGGAAGUUAAAAUAAAUAAUUAGAAAUUCUGACUAUGGAUAUCGUAUAUGUUUUGUUGAUGAUUAAUAUUUAAUUUGGCAACCAAGAAAUAUUAAUUAGGCAAUUAUUUAUUAAUGGAACAGCAACUUGAAUUAAUUUGAUUAAAGUUAUCAAAAUAUCUAAUUAUUAUAGUCAAGUAACGGAUAUUAGAAUUUCUUUCCAUCUAUUUAUAAUGAGGAAAAAUAAUUAAUUAUAAAUAAACAUGGAAGAUAUGUCUAUGUCUUAAAAAAAUUAAUUAACAAUACAUUUUUGAUAUCAUAAGUAAUUGAAGUUGGUCAUUAUUGUAAUUACGGUUCAUUAAGUAAAAAUGGUGAAUACUUGGUAAUAUGGGAUGAGGAUUCGAGAAAUUUUGUUAUCAGGAAAUACAAAAUUUGA